Messenger RNA from Mizuhopecten yessoensis (Yesso scallop), 3197 nucleotides. RefSeq lists its product as uncharacterized. The transcript has a single exon. NCBI's taxonomy places the organism in Eukaryota, Metazoa, Mollusca, Bivalvia, Pectinida, Pectinidae. The record is from RefSeq and is a predicted model, not a curated record. Gene Ontology annotation, cellular component: cytoplasm.
UUCACGAUAUUUUGAAAGCAAACGGAUCAGUUGGAGGAAACCCGAUAUUGAACACGAUGCAACUACAGAAGCUAGAAUCAUACUUUAAUCAACGGCAUAUUGACAGUCGCACUGAUGGUUUGUUCUAUAGGGUUGAGGAUGUUUUGAGAAAACAGUGGAAAGGACUGUACCCUUGUACCUGGUUUGAUCCUCCGAAUACACAAACAUUCGGGACUGAGUGGUGUUUCAUUUCAGGGCUAACACAAGAACCUGAAAGCAAAACGCCAGACAGUUUCAAAUUGUGGUAUCCACAUAUCAAAAACAAAUUUGAGCAACAUGUCGACCAAAUUAACAAAAUGCUAGAUACAGUUAGCGUUUUGACAGUGGUUGCGUGCUGGCCAGAUGAUAGAGCCACAGAUUUGAAGUUCCAAAAAAUCAUUUCUGCAUUAAAUGAAUCAAUUUCGCCUGUCCCAAAGGUUAUUGUUAUUGGUAUUCUGCCAGCAGAACACCAAAAACUCGUAGACGACACAAUUUCUCCAGACUAUUACGUUAAAGAAAAACUUGACGAUGUUUUCCAUGAUCUGUCGACAAAUCUAGGGCCGCAACAACAUAAGGCAUCGAAAUACAGAUUACCAACGGAUGAUGGCACCAAUGAAACUCUUAUCAACAAUACAUCGGCAGCCUCUUUCAGAGAAAGUAUGUAAAUACUUUAUCUUGACAACCCAUCUCCAAGUAGAUCCUCUGAUAGGUCUGCUUCUGAAGAAGAAGAACGGUUAUUCUUCAAAGGUGGCACUUUAAGUUGGCAAUCCUACUACACCAAUGGCCCGGAGCAUUUUUAUGUUGCGAGGGAUCUUCUUCCAACCAUUGUGAAUGAUAUCAAAAGCAAUUUUAUCGACACGUUGAAUCAAGGGUUUGUCAAGAUAUUCCAUGCUCCUGGAUCUGGGGGAACUACCAUCGGUCAAUAUAUACUUUGGAACUUGCAUGAAAUCACACCAUGCGUUCAGAUUAGAACAGAUUCAUUGGCAAAGCCACGACAAAUUGCGGAAAACAUAUCUGUUCUUUACAAGGAGACUCAUAGUCCAAUUGUCGUCUUAUUUGAUGGAUCAGACAAAAACAAGUUUGAACAGAUACAACAACAACUGCAUCACGUGAUUGUGGUUUUUAUAUAUUUAGAACGUGUGUCUGAAACAAAGAUCAAUCUUGAUAAACAUGAGUAUUUCCUCCAAGGUACCUUGUCUAAAAAAGAAGCUAGGCGUAUAGGACCGAAAUUUAUUCGAUGUUGUCAUGAUAAUGUCAAAAAGAAAGACCAGAUCCAAAAGCUUGUUGAAGAGGUCGAGAAAGGUGUAAAUCAUCAUCUCGUCGAGUUUGGGUUAGUCAUUCAUCUACAAGAGUUCACAGGAGUGGCUAAUUAUGUGGCUGAGUACUUAAAGGUAGACAUAAAGAGUAAAGAGUUGAAUACCAAUCAGCGAGUUCUUGGUUAUCUGUCACUAGUCCAAUUUUACGGCCAAGGAACCAUGCCAUGUCAAAUGUUUGGAACUUUGUUUGGAAAGUCUGCAUAUUAUAAGUUCACGUAUGACAAAUUUCCGGCUAGCAUCAAAGAAUUCACAGUUCCAGUUGAGUCAGGAUUCGUUCAGAAUAGCGUUAGGAUAUGUCAUUUUCUGAUAGCAAGAGAAAUCCUAGAUCAGAUUUUAUAGAGAGUGUUAACCAGUAAUCGGGGCUUGGACUUGAGUCCGUUAGCAAAGAACCAUCUCCAACCCUUUGUUUUGGAGUUUAUAAAAGACCUGAAAACACGAGAAGACCAAACAGGUCAAAAAUCAAAAACAGUGCUUGAUAUAAUAAUACAAACGUUCAUUUAUCGUGAAGGUGGAGCAGAUGACACCCAACCGAAAAAACGUCAGCUCUCACGACUGAUGGAAAGCAUACCAUCAGAGCAACCGUAUACUGAACGCCUUCAUGUGAUGGAAACACUUGCGAAGUCUUUUCCUUAUAUUCCAAGUUUGUGGGCGCACCUUGGGAGGGCAUAUUCCUUGCUUUGUCCUACACAACAUGAGAAAACUGAAACAUUUUUCCAGGAAGCGAUACAGGGCUGUCGAGCAAAGGAAAGUCACACUGAUUCCGAAAAUGACGAUGUCGUACUGAGCUUCGUAUAUCAUAUGUACGGAAUGUUUUACCUUCAGCGGAUUAAAGCUGAAAUAGCAAAAUGCAGAAAACAAAACAAUUCGGAGAUGCAAUUUCAGGAUACAGUCAGGAAUAUGUUUACUUUAGCAGAUUUGGCAUUCAUAGCAUUUUCAAAUUGCAGACAGUUUGGAUAUGCAGGUUAUCAGGAGUCCUUUGGCUGUAUUGGAGAAAUAAACGUACGGCUAUGCAUAUGUGAUCUUCUGAAAAGUCACUAUCGAUUUCACACGAUCCAAGCCCUUCGCGAAAAGUCGAGAAAUGCUGAUAUAAUUUUGUUUGUUGAAGAAAGCUUAUCAAACAUUCUACAUCUGUUCAUGAAGUGCUUUAAUACUGUUGAUCAGUCCCAGAUUGAUGACCAGUUUUACAGGAAGGUCACACAGUACAAAACGCUUUUCAAGGGGAUGACCAAAACCUGCUACAUAGAUACUUUAAGUAUUCCUGAUACAUUCCAUACACGAUGCGCAACGAUUACAGGAAUUAAGCUGAAAUACGGGGAGGUAAAUCAGCUUGGAACAAUCAAUGACUUCAAAGAUGAAAGAGACAUCAAGUUUAUAAUUACAAUGCUAGAAAAAAAACAUUGCUGAUAUCAGGCAACCAGGAGAAACAUACUCCAAUAUGAAUGUAGACUUUGUUUUCAUAGAUUGGAUCCAGGCAAUUCGACAUCCCCAACAGAAAACGUACUAUUCCUUGGAAGACGUUUUAACAAACGUACGUUUUUGGCACCAAAAAAUGUGCAGUCCCUACUCUAUUUUCUACAUAUUUGUUCUCCUGUGCACCCUAUCGAUCCACCCUCUGAGGUCUUGUGAUGUUAACAUUUUAAAAGAAGCAAUGGCCAUAAAAAGGGCAGAAAUUGAAAUGAAACAAAUAGGUAAACAGUUCUCCAACCAAGGGAAACCAAGGGAGUGGCUAGGGAAGGAAAAUGGUAUCCGAUGCCUCGUACAAGGAAUCACUUACCAAAACUAUAUAAAGGGUAAGGUCAUCAACGAUGAGGCAGCAAACUAUUAUCUUGUAGUGUUGACAGGAACAAUCCAUCCUCCAAAUAC